CUGUGCUUUCAAGGAGACAGAGACAAGCUAUACAACAGAAACCCUUGACGAUAUCUGCAAGAUACGCUGUUUGAAGUGAAAAUGGGCUUCUCAGAAUUACGAAAAGGAAUAUGAUAGUAGAGUCAUAAGGAGUUGUAGUCCUCGAGUUGUUUCCGCUGAGAAGACUAAGUAAGAACUAGUAGGUCUUUACAACCCUCAUCAAGAUCAACCACAUCAAACGCCAAGAGAUCAAGAUGUUUCCUUCCGCAUCAGCCAGCUCGCGCGCGACGAGUCGUGGAAACUCUCCUUCCGCCGCCACUUUUUUCCGUCCUCCACCACUAGGCACUAUUAUCGCGCCACCCGGUUUAGUGCCGUUGCCAAAGAACUAUCUUGGUUAAGGCUCAUAGUGAUUGUAGUUUUUAGUUGUACAGUUCAGCCUUGUUUUGUCGAAAGAGGCUCCCCUAGCUGGUUGCACGAUAAUCAGCUACAGUAAUGCGCUAUGUACGAAUUUACUCAUCUCUCUGGCCCUGCAGGGCGGAUGAACAGCCAUGUGAAUGUUUAGACGGAUGCCAACUGUCGCUCUAACAGAUCUCCCCAGGCAGCGUGAGUUGCGUCGCGGCUAGUCGAAGUGCGUCUUACGGCAGCGUCGCUUCGCAUCCUCCUGGCAUCGCUUACGACUAUGACCCGUUCUUGGACGCUUCUUCGUCGUCGUCUUGUUUCAGGACCGUAGUUGGGUCUCGUACUAGAAGUGGAAACUACUUGCAGCAAGGAUCUGGACGAGGAUCGCAUGGUCCUCCUACACCGAAAAAUCAAGACCAUGGUACUCGUUCUAGAACUGAGCUCCAGCAGCUUCAUGAAGUCAGAUAUCAGCGAAAGAACAGCGCACCAGCAGCAUCAUUGAAUCACCAUGCAGCAGCGCAGAAACUAGCUGUCGCUCAACGUGAAUAUGAACAAGUACAAGGAGCAGGGACCAAACAAACUACUACUACUACUGCUACUGUUUCGAGUGGUCGCGUUCAUCCAGUUCUUGCUGCAGAUAUAGACACACCGACGUACUACACGACGCAUGAAGAAUUGACUGCAGAAGAAUUGCAGGACUUGCCUAGGUCUUCGUCUUCUUCGGGUACGGCUCCGGUUGCAAGAAGUGGCAGCCACGACAAGCUUGAAGAGCAGCAACCAGUUCUUGUACAACAAGCUCUAUCUUCGUCUUCACAAAAUGAGCAGGCUGGUGAAGAGUCAAGAAGAGCAAGUUCUUCAACAUCUGCUUUCAAAAAAGAGGUGGAUAUUGAUAUGGUGGAGCAGCACGGAUACGGAAGAAUAUCUGCUGUCGAAACUGGCCGUCUUUCUGGUUCAACAACGGCAGGCAUAGGCCUAUCUGCCUCAACCACGACAGCCAAUACCGUCGGGAGCAAGAGCCUUCCCGUCACCGCAAAGACGAAGUCACCAGCAGGUGCGGACGACGCAGCUGGAGGCGGUCAUCGUGGUGGAAGUGGAAGUACAACUGCGGCCACGAGUUCUAGUUCAACCUCAACAUGUAAUUUCACAUCUGGCGGUGCAUCUUCUAGUACCUCACGCCAGGCACGCGGAAGACCUCCAGUUUCCCCUCAUUAUGCUACUGCCACGGUCUCUAGUCACAGUCGGUCCGCCUCAAAGUCUGCGGCUGGUGGAGCAGCUGGUGGCGCAGGAGGAGGCCGCGUCGUCCCAGGUGUUGUUGCGAAUGACGAAGCAUCGGUUGACAGGACCAAGGUUGUGGAUCCUAGUCGCCUACUCGGAAGUAAAGGCGCACCGCCACCCUCAUCAAGCAGUCGUGGAGCAGGACAUCUUGCGCAAUAUGCAGAACAGAACCUACUAACAACUCCAUCUUCCGCAGCUCAUCCUGGUGUGACAUCGGCUACUUCAGCACACACCGGUCCAUCAUCCUCUGUGCCUGUAAAAGCACUUGCUCCCGCCUCAUCGUCAGAAGUCCUACACAAAUCAUCGAAAACUGCAAUAGCUGCUUCAGUUGUGAACAAACAACAACAAGUAGCUUCAUCAAGAACACCUAGUACGGCAGGCUUACGAGCGGGAAGUACUCCACCUGUCCAGUACGUCAAGCAGAGACUUACAGAAGAGCCGGAUGUCUACCCACCACCGGGAGAGUCUGUAGUAGAGCCUGUCGUCAGACGAUCUUCUCAACAAGUAAUAGGUGCUAAAACAACAGCUAGUGGAGCAGCUACAGUUGUAACGAGUAACAAGACCACUGCGCGUCCACGUGUUAAUAGCGGCGCAACGACUGCAAGAGAGCGGUCUAUUAGUGCGAAUUCCGCAGUUCGUUUCGGUCUAGACAUACCUGAGAUGCUUUUGCCGGGUAGUGGCUCAGUAGUAAUUCCACUCGAGCAUCCACGUGGGUCGAAAUCUACGAAUUUGACACCUCGCAAUGGAGGUGAGCAUAGUGUUUCCGCGACAGCUUUGGUCUUGGGGCCGAGAGCGGGUAGACAAGCAGGCGAUUUUGGUGCUGGAGGGAAUAGUUAAGGAGAUCAGCACACUCCUAGAAGUGCUACAAUUUGUAAUUCUAAUCGAAGAUCCUUAUAAUAAAUGUUAAUACAACUUGAUGGAGUCUUAGAAUUAGAAGAUUACUUCUGCAACCUCAGGAUACCUAUGAUGUACUGCAGAAUUAGGUUACCUAUGUGGAGGGAAAGGGAUUGUAGUUAUCCAGCAAUCUACCACACUACGAAGAUAUUAGACACCUCUACUAAUGAUCUACUAGAAGAAACUACAGUCGAGAACCACCUGGAGCUUUGAUACAACCUCAGCAAGGAUCUACUAUUCUUAAGGCUUACCCUAAUCCAUCUUCUGAAGCAUCUUAGACCUGUCCCGUAAGGGGAAAAUAGGCCCAAGAUGAAUCCCGCGAUGGAUUAGGGUGCGCUCUACUAUUCGUGGAUCUCCCACCUACGCCGGUGCCUCAACAGCUCUUUCCCUCUCGGCCAAAGAGUUGAAGCAGGUCGUGCGGUACCGCGAGGCAGACGUUGCCAGGAGACGCGAGAGCGUCCUAGAGAGUCGUGCAAUCCUAGAAGACCGUCUGAUGCUGCAGGGUAGGGUCCAGGCCGAACUACAAGCUCUCAGCGGCAAGAGUGCCAGAUACGAAAGACAAGCUAGGAAUUUGCAGAUCGAAACUCAGGCCAUGGCGAAUGAGAUCGUACAGUUGGAGGAAUCGAUAGCAUCAAAAAAACGAGUUUUAGAGGAAGAAACGUUGCCAGAAUUGAGGAGAGAGUGUCGGGAGGAGAAGAUUGGGAAGGAGAUUGGGCCAGAAAAAGUUCAAGCAGCAGUGGACGAGUUGAAAGCAGCAUUGGCGCAAGGCAAAGCGAACUACGAAAAAGCCGUGGCGGAUUUUAGACAAAAAUUGAGGGAUGACAAGGUACUGGUUUCUAAACAGUGUGUGAUAUUCAUAAGAAUAUUUUAGAAUCCAUUGAGUACUAAGGACAAGAAUCUAAAUCAAAAUUCCCAAGGGCAAGGGGCUUCUUUCUGCAUUCAUUUACUCCAUUGACUCCAUCCCCUCCUUCCCCCUCUGCUACAGUCGCAAUUCGAGCGUGACUUCGGAUCGAAGCAAGGCGAGAUUCGCGGCUUCCAGAAACAACUCGAGAGCCUCGAGGUUUCUCUCAAGCGGGAAAGACAACGCGUCGAUCAUAGAGUCAAAGACAACGCUAGUCGACGCGAGGCUUUGGUAGAAGCCAGAAGCAUUCUAGAAGAUCAGAUCUUCGUAGCCCGUCGUUCUAUGCACAGCCACACGCGCAAAGACGCGGCUCGUGCGGCAGGCCUCGAAGAAAACGCUCGAAAAUUGGAAGUGGAAGUGGAGAAAGCGCAAGUUGACCUUGCCCAAAUGGAACAAGUCCUAGCUGAGCAGCGAAAUGAAGCGGAUAGGCGGAUCGAACUAGCCGAAGCCGCAGAAGCAGGCUUUAGCGGUGCGGAUGAGGAGACGGAACAGAUAAAGGCCGAAGCGAUUGCAGCAGUGGCAGAAAUCCUGAAAAAGGAUGGUGGGUGGAAGUGGAACAGUGGACCGGGUUCGAAGACGUCGACUAAUGGUCGGCCGUCGCUUUCGGGAACACAAGGUUAAGGCUGUACCAAAUACAUCUUUGGACAUCAUAUCCUUGAUGAAAUGUAUGGACGAGGAGUAUCCACCUAAAGGAAUAAUACUCUCCCAUACUUGUUUUCAAGGAUGCACUUGAAAGAUGAAGGACGGACAGCUCUAACAAGGAUCGACCUCCGGGAAUACAACGCCAACGACAAGUAGAAAAGGAAGUGUAGCGGAUCUGGUGAUGGCUGCGAGUGGUACGAUCUGCUUUUCAUCUUGUUCAUCUCUUCAUACUAGAUUCACAUUCAUCUCGUGAACAAUACAGAAAGUAUUACGGUACAACACUCUAGAACUUCUGCAAUACGUCCAUCCUUGUUCAGGUAACUCUUGGAACUCAACGGCUGCCGCCUCUACGGCCACCGGCUUGCCAUUACAUGAAAGAAUUUCUCUCAUGGAUCCACGUGCGGCUGACCAAUUGACAAGUGACGACGUGCUGGAUCGUGCUGAACGUUGUUUGAUGGCUUUAGAGGGCACCUUUGAGGAAGAGGUGGCUGCCUUGAAGCACUUCAGGCAGUUUUGCUUGUCUUUAAGGCCCAACAGAAUUCAUUUGUCGAUUGUAGAUUUUUGGUCCUCUUAUAAUAUUAAUUUAAGAGGAGAAGAGGAGUUGUAGUUCUAGUUGAAGGGACUGAUCCUUGCGGCUUUACUUCGGAGAUAAGUAGAUCAUACUUAGUUACCUGUCUUUCUCUAAUCCCUCAAGUGUCCGCAGUCUCCAUGGUAACGCCAGAGUUUGAACUGAAUAACGCUGGACGCAUAUCAGGAAGCUCGCAAGUGAAGCUACGAGCACGGUCACGCUUAGCAGGCAAGUAUGCUUCAGAAUUGGAGGAGGAACGAGCUGUAUCUGAGAAAUUCCAAGGUGGUCUGGAUAAUAGUGACUGGCACGAAUUUCUGUCAUCUGAGGGGGAAGAUGAAGUUGGCGAAGAAGUUGAAGAUUUGCAGCUUUCUGUGGAUGAUUUGCGGCUAGGCGGUGGACAACAAGAAGUAGAAGCCCGUGCCGUGGAACAACAACAGCCAUCUUCAGUCAAUGUUGAGCCUCCUUCAAUAGAACAACAUCAAGUUGCCAUAGACCAGCAUGUAAAUGUAUCACAGCCACCAACUCAACAACAAGUACAACAACAACAAGUACAACUACAUGUUUCAACAUCUCAACAAGAAGCUUAUCGUUAUCCUUAUGAUCCGGAACAAGAAUAUCCGGAACAAAAAACGCUCGUUGAAAUUGACGUAGAAGUACCCGACGAGGAACAUCAAGACAGUGUUGAGCUAGACUUAGACAAUUGCGGUGCUAUCAGUGUUCACGAACUACUGCCUUCUGAUCAGACACCAAGAAUGCUUGGAGGAGCAACUACUGGGACUACACUGCGAGCUUCAAUCAUGCAAACAGGAGCUUCCGAGGAUAUCUACACUGAUGCCAGGUCGUCAAGCUACUAUGACCCAAGGAGUACGUGUGGAGCAGCAGGUCCGGAUGUCAACGGUGUGGUAAGGGAUCGUGCUACAAUGGAUUCGUCACCAGGAAGGAGAUAUGGGAAAGCGGUAUUGUAGUUCACUUGUGUGAGUAUGACUUCGAUUCCCCUAUCAUGAAUGUGAAAAGGUCUUACAACUGCUUACACUAUGUAAGUAUGCUUGGAAAUAGUUGUGCAAAAGAUGUUCUUGCAGUCAUCUUUUCCCUCUUGUCAACACAGGUCGACCCCGGCCCAGCAGGAAACCGAGAAACCAACAUUUCCUUACUUUCAGUAGAAACACGAAGGGGCAGCUCGGCCUCAGCAGCAGCACCUGUGUGGGCUACUCCCGAGACGAACAUCAGUACGAGAACAAGCUUCGGCAGUAUGUCACGCGUGGCCAUGAUCAGUGGUGGCGGAGGGUAUGUCUAUCCAGAGCAGAGAGCUUACACCACACCCCAUUUUCCAGUUCCAAACCAGCCUGUGCAAUUAGUAGAACAUCAUGCUUAAUUAUUAGUGCGAUGAGGACCACUGCAAAACCAAAAAACUUAAUUAAGUAUCAUCCCGCUGGUAGGCUUGAAGGACUACUUGGGAUGCGAAUGAAUGAAUCGUCGUAAAACUGAAAGUAUCCACCUUGUCCAGUGCUUCCACCUCUUCCUCUUUAUUGUCGUUGGUGUUUUAAUCUCGUUGAUCAUUCACCCUGAUUGUGGAUCAAAUGAACUUACUCUUCAUGAUUUAGACACGAAUCCUUCUAAGUAUAAUCUAUCGUGAAGAACUCAACAGGAAAAUCAGACAGCGCACAAGAAUGAAUCUUCAUUCCCACUUUUCGCUUACAACGUACACACCAAACACUACUAGCUGCAUAUUUUUUAUUAGCAAACUUGUCAAGGAAGUCUUCAAAUGGUUGAAUUACUUUUUCAUGUUUCAUCACCUACGACUAAAAAGAGUAGCAGAUGAACUUCGACGCGCAAAGGAUUACCAUCUGUAAAAGUCAUGGAAAAUACUGGUGAAGGUUGACUUCUGCCGAUAUAGCAGCCUCGCGCCCCUGAGGAGAUGGCCCUUUAUCAAAGACGAAGCACGU
Amoebophrya sp. A25 is the source of this 6601-nucleotide messenger RNA. NCBI's taxonomy places the organism in Eukaryota, Dinophyceae, Syndiniales, Amoebophryaceae. The record is from the annotation of a GenBank genome assembly.